This is a messenger RNA of Punica granatum (pomegranate), 1445 nucleotides long. NCBI's taxonomy places the organism in Eukaryota, Viridiplantae, Streptophyta, Magnoliopsida, Myrtales, Lythraceae. The record is from RefSeq and is a predicted model, not a curated record.
ACACUCAUCAGUCCCUUAACCCUCACCUCUCUCUCUCUCUCUCUCUCUCUCUCUCUCUCUCUCUCUGACAUUAUGAAGUCCUCCGGCGGUCCACGUAGCUCCCUCGACGCCGCAAGUCAUGGAAGCGCCUUCGUACUACUCGUGCUCGCCGCCUCGAUCCCGAUAUCUGCGGCCCAGCCCGCCGGCCCCGACGCUCCCAACCUCAACUACGCACGCUUCAGCCCUUCCAUGGUCGUAAUCGUAAUCGUCCUCGUGGCCGCCCUCUUCUUCAUGGCCUUCUUUUCAAUCUACAUCCGCCGCUGCUCCGACUCCAACGCCGCCUCCGUCGCUGCUCGGCCCUCCGCCACCGGCCGCUCCCGUCGGGCCCAGCGCGGCCUCGACCAGUCAGUCAUCAACACCUUCCCCACGCUGGAGUACUCCAAGGUCAAGGGUCUCAAGAUCGGGAAGGGCGCUCUCGAGUGCGCUGUGUGCCUCUGCGAGUUCGAGGACGACGAGAUGCUCCGUCUGAUCCCGAAAUGUGACCACGUCUUUCACCCCGACUGCAUCGAUGCCUGGCUCGGCUCCCACACCACUUGUCCGGUCUGCCGUGCCAACCUCGUCCCCCAGCCGGAUGACUCCAUCCCUCCUAUCCCCCAGCUCGAUGGCGAGCCUGCAGUACCCGAGCCAGAGGAAAACCGGGAAGUUGACUUGGAACAAGGCGAAAGACCGCAAGAGGAGGUGCCGCAAGUUAGCUUGGAGCCUCCGGCUCCGGAGAUCAAGAAUUUGAAUCGGAGCCGCACACGCGGGUCAAGGUCGAACAGGAUACGCCGGCUAUUCCCGCGAUCACACUCGACCGGGCACUCUCUAGUCCAGCCAGGCGAGGACACCGAACGUUUCACCUUGAGGUUGCCAGCCGAAGUGAGGAAGCAGAUUGUGAACCGGCAGCUGAACCGGGCGAUGAGCAUGGUGGUUCUGCCAAGGGAAGGGAGCUCCAGGAGAGGGUACAGGACCGGGGAAGGGAGCAGCAGGGGACGGUUCUCAAAGAGGUUCGACAUGUUGUCCCGGUCAGUCCGUCGUUCCAGUAGGUGGACGUUCAACAGGGUCCCUAGUUUUUUCUCAAAGUCGGGGUCGCUGCGAUCUCCAAGGGUAGCAGCAGAUAGCGGGGAAGGGACUUCGAGUAGACCGGCAGAGGUGGUUUUGUCUGGUGAAGCCGCGCGACCACCGGUCUAGCUAGCUAAAUCAGCAAUUUACAAGAUACAUAAUUGUUUGUAACUAGGGAUUAACGGCUAUGUCCAAUUUGUAAAAAAAAAAAAUGCGGAGGACAGAUUCUUUUCUUUUUUUUUUGUUUUUUUUUUAAAUCACAAGAUGCUAUUAUCCCGGAUGUACUUUUAGUAAAUUUUAAAGUUUUUAAUGCACACCACUUGGUAUCUGGAGAUCAAUUAGGUCCCAAAUAGUUAAAGUUCAAA